CACGGAGCUGAGAGAGAGAGCCAGUUGGCUCACGUCCGUUCACGAGAGCGGACGUGUUUUGAUCAUUUUGGGCUUUUUCAUUUUUUUUCUCUGGGGAGUUUUAGACAAAAAUAAGUUUCGUCGACUAAAAAAACACGAAGUUCAGUGCGAUUCCCGGAAAAUUAAUUGAAAUUAAUUUUGACAACUAGUGCGAGUUUUCGUUCAUAGAAAAAUGAUGAUGAUUGAUCAGCUUAAAAAUAAAAGUUACGAGCCGCAGUCGUCAGCUCAAAAUAACCAUUGAAAGUUGGAAAUGACAAGAAGAGCUGAUCAGCAGAAGAAGGACCAGAAAGAAAAACCACAGACGACGGUGAUCGGGAAAGCAACGAGGGACAAUGCGACAAGUGAAAAUGCUGAGGACAGGCAAUCAGGCAUCCUUUCUCCAAUGGAUAUAAGUCCGUGGCAGUCGUACAUUCAUCCAUCAUUCGAGUUUUCGAGCUCAACUUCAACGCAGUGUCUUACCGGAUAACAAGAUACAAACGUAAAUCAACAACUUUUUGCAAAUAUGAAACACGCCACAUUCAAAAUUUUAGUUCUUGUUCUACUGACUCAAUUAGCUGUGGCAGUCGUCGGGCUCGAUGACGACAAUUUGGCGAAAGAAUAUGGCGCGAAGAUUCAAAAAGAUAAAAACAGCAACUCGAUGAGUGCCUUUGGAAGUGGUCAGACAGAGGAGUUUGACGAACUUAACCCCAACGGACGCUACAGUGAAUUCUGGCCAAUGAGAUGGCCCAACAAGCCAAAUCAACCGAAAUCAAAUCACAAAACAAAUCACAAAUCUAAGCCACAUUUUCCUAUUCCAGCUCACAGUUAUUUCGCUCCGAUUAUUUACAACCAUGCAUCAGCAUUCAAACCUUAUGUUCCACUUUACGUUCCUAAGAAGACUCCCAGUUACGACCGCCCUACUUCCGUCUCUCCUGCAGCUUACUACACCGAAUCACUGAUUUACGGUUACACACCGCCAUCUUAUCCAUCACCGACUUUUUCACCUUCGCCUUACUUUCCUACGGAGAACAUGGAUUCCACCAUCGACCCAUCAUCACGGCCUCAAUACCCGUCGAUAUUCUACAAUGAUUUAAAAAAAGAGCCGGAAUCAUCACACAAUAAUGUCGGCGCAGAAUUUGUUAAUGAAGAUAACGAUUUUCCCAAGUUUGACGAUUUCUUAAAACAGAGUUUGAGUUUUCAGCACUUCAGACCUUGAUCCAGUUUGAGAGAGAUUUCAGGUAAAAUUCUGUGUUAAUCAAUAAGAUAGUUUAUAGUUUUACCGCUGACACCCAUCGCAAUGUCGUUAAUAAUCGAAUGGCAGGCCUAUUCUACUACAACGAAAAUGUACAAUGACAAAAUCAAAAUAAAUAUUACCCCGUGUUGACCCUUAAAAUAACCAUGCAUAACAUUUAAAAAAAAGAAAGAAAAAUAAUAUAAGUAUUAGGAUAUGUUGUUAUUAUCGGUAAAUCUGGAAUACCGUUAAAGGCAAUAUAAGCAUCCGUGCCCGAUCCUUGCUAUCUACAUCCACCGUACUGAUGCUAUGUACGUAUAAGGGCCUAUAAGUAAUAUUACGCCAGCAAAAUCUCAUCUACACCCCCAGCAUUUUCUCUUUUUUGCGCCGCCCAUGCCUGUGUCGAUGUGCUGCAAAGACCGGGCGUGGGCUGGCAGGUACAGCAAGGGUGGACGGC
Daphnia pulicaria is the source of this 1706-nucleotide messenger RNA. RefSeq lists its product as uncharacterized. Lineage: Eukaryota; Metazoa; Arthropoda; Branchiopoda; Diplostraca; Daphniidae. The record is from RefSeq and is a predicted model, not a curated record. The coding region runs from base 542 to 1234 and encodes 230 amino acids. The transcript is spliced from 2 exons.